Messenger RNA from Phytophthora nicotianae INRA-310, 1411 nucleotides. RefSeq lists its product as hypothetical. Lineage: Eukaryota; Oomycota; Peronosporomycetes; Peronosporales; Peronosporaceae. The record is from RefSeq and is a predicted model, not a curated record. The transcript has a single exon. Bases 92 to 1282 code for a protein of 396 amino acids.
UGACAAACUGUAGAGCUCACGUCACCCAGUGCUGAAUCAGUCUGGGUAAGUCAGCGAAGGUCUCAUCAGCUAACUCCACUGUACGACUACCAUGUCAUCAAUGACUGAGAGUCCCUUCACGGCCAGUGACUUUAUGGACCUACUGGGUGACGCUUCCCCGUGUGAUGUUGAGCUGAAUGUGACGCCCCAGAGCGCAUUAGAGGACCCAAAGGCCCGAAAGAAGGCCAGACACCGACAGGAGAUGGUCGAAUUUCGUCUCAACAAGAAAGAGAAGCAGAAGAGACUGGUAGCUGAGCAUCAACGACUGGAGCGAGAGAUGAAGACGCUGGUGGAAACAGUCAGAGCUGCUGCGGCCUGUAGCAGCGGUGACAGUGUGACCGACACGCGACAGGAGCUGGUGGUGGAGAGAGAAGCGCUACGUAAUCAGAACGUGGCGUUACGAGAGGAGAUCACGCGGUACGAGAAGUUUAAGAGUGUAGUACUGGAAGCAAGUCAAGAUCGAAUGGAGAAAGAGGAGUCGAACCUACUCCCAAAAGACAAGGCUGGUUGGCACGUUGGUGAAGGAGACACGUCGUUUUACUUCCACCCGUUCACGCGUGACGAGGUCGACGCUGAAAUGCGGAGAUUUGAGUCCGAAUUAGCCGAUGGGAUGCCGUCUCUUUCGCUGGCUGGAACGUUCUUUGGGUGGGAAGUAUACUACGCGCCAUUGGUUGCUUCAGAGGUGGACAGUACGCGGUUAGUGGCCCGCACUCGAGUUACCAAACGCCUGAGAUGCUCACUGGACGUACACACUCAAAUGUCUUACACAAAGCAGAAAGACCUCAGUCCUAUGAUCGUCACACCGAUCGGUUGGGGACUCCACCAACGAGGGAAAGCGAGUACCCAUGUACUACAAGAAUUUGACCAAGAUACACUCGUGUUCGCGCACGACAUCCCUGGAUUGGAGAAACAUCUCCGGUAUUUGUUUCAAGUGCGGAGGGCUCAGUGGAAACUGGCAGACGGAAGACGGAAGUUGACUGCGAGCUUAGCUAUCGUGGACUCCGAUUCUAACAGACGCAGUCGCGAUGCCGAUUCGCAUGAUAAUGUUGAGUGGGCCACCGAGGGAGGCAUCCAGGUGUCUGUCACCGAGGUGAACGAGAACUCAAUUAAGGUGGUCUGUGAUCACUGGGCGAGCUGUGAGAGCAAGCUGCACGCAGAGUAUCUGAUGAUCCAGUGGACACAAUUCGCAGUGUGGUGGGAACAACUGACAGUGCCGUCCAACUUGCUCCUUAACACUACGUAAAUCCUAUGCUAGACGUCUUUUAUCCGCUCAUAACAUUAUAUAGUAUCUCGAGUUUACCUAUCAGUUGCAAUUGUAAAUUUAUCAGUGGCUCAUAGUUGGUGCCGGUACGAAUACUAUGUAAGUGUUAAA